CCUGGUAUCUGUAUUUUUGGUAAGAAAAUCUGGAUUUCUUCUUCCCAGCUACACUCGGACUCGAAAAUGAAAAGCAGUGGGAGUAAAAUGCCGAAGGAGCAGGAGCACGCUAUCAUUGUCUCCACCCUGAAACGGGUAAUCCGCGGUGGCGUUGGCACAGACAAUGCACCCUCCCAGCCACCGCCGCCGUCGACGCAGCUCCCAGCAACGGGUGGCACCGAUCAAGUUGUGAUACCAUUUUCGGAUUGUGAUGACACGUGUCAGGUAUGUAAGAUGGGGAAGGACAAUUGCCUUGGCUGUGGUAUGUUCCCACCAAGCGAGCAAGACAAAGGUAAAAAGGUGAAGACGAGCAAGUACAGGGGAGUGCGGCAGAGACCAGGAGGAAAAUGGGCAGCGGAGAUUCGGGACCCGCAUCUCGCCGUUCGGCUUUGGCUCGGGACUUUCCAGACGGAGGAGGAGGCAGCCAGGGCUUAUGACACGAAGGCCCUCGAGUUUCGCGGAGCUGACAGAGCCAAGCUAAACUUCCCGCCAUCCUCGGACACUGGUACUACCAGUGGAGCAAUGACUGAUGAGACCAAAGUCCAAACAAGUCCAGUCGGAGAGAGCAGCGCUGCUGAGGAAGAAGAAGAGGAAGAGAUGGAUCCGUGAUACGUCUCAUCUGCGACAUAUGCUUAAAGUUGAGACAGACGAAGAAGAUGGGGAUCAAGUGAGACUUGCUACUUUUUGACGAUUGUGUUGGCGAAUAAUGUUGAUGACCUCGGUCAUUAACUAAUUAUUACCAGGUACUUGCGGGGACGGGUUGACCUGACUAAAAGUGUGGAAGCUAGUUGCCUAUUAUAUUUGUCUCGUACCGAGGUUUGACCUGAAUAAGUGCCUAUUAUAAGUGCCACGUAUAAACUUUCCCGUCCGAGAAAUGUCAUGAAAAUGACUUGCAUCCAACAUGUGCUUAAUCAAAAAAAAAAAAAAACAUGUGCUUAAUCUAU
Molecule: messenger RNA, 983 nt
Organism: Rosa chinensis
Lineage: Eukaryota; Viridiplantae; Streptophyta; Magnoliopsida; Rosales; Rosaceae
Product: ethylene-responsive transcription factor ERF109
Exons: 1
Coding region: 67-648 (193 amino acids)
Biological process (GO): ethylene-activated signaling pathway; regulation of DNA-templated transcription
Molecular function (GO): DNA-binding transcription factor activity; DNA binding
Source: RefSeq, a predicted model, not a curated record